CCAAACCUGGUAGUAUUCUACAAUCAGAAUCAGCUUCGCCCUCCUUAGCAAAAUGAGGGGAAUCUUCGCUAUCCGUCGUAUGGUACGUAAUGGAGUUUAUUGCGGCUCUAUCUGCUCUUCCAUUGGUGAAAUUGCAUCAGUUUCCUCUUCAAAUCCAGCAACAAUUCCAUACUCGUACUCGUGUUCCUUCUCUUCUGUGACGAAACCAUCAUGGUCAAUUCCCAUCUCCAAAUUUCAAUCGGGGCAGCAGCCUUCUAAUCGGAAUCACUGUUCCUCUCCCUCGUCGGCAGGUGGAUCUAGAGUGGUAACAGUCGAGUCAGAAGCUGAAUUUAACACCUUACUUCGCAAGAUUCAAGAUGAAUCCUUGCCAGCAGUCUUUUACUUCACUGCUGUCUGGUGUGGGCCAUGUAGGUUUGUAUCUCCUCUUAUUGGGGAGUUGAGUGAGAAAUACACUAAUGUCACCACUUAUAAGAUUGAUAUCGAUCAAGAAGGUAUGGGGGAUGCAUUGGCAAAGCUAAAUAUUUCUGCUGUGCCAACUCUCCACUUUUUUCAAGGAGGAAAGAAGGUGUCCGAAAUUGUUGGGGCCGAUGUGAAGCUCCUUAAAACCACCAUGGAGGAUCUCUACAAGUGAGCUUGUAUGCUCACUAGCCACUUUUUAUUGAAUACAUGUUAAAUGUUUAGAUUUUUAGUAUUAUCUUAAUUUAAGCAUGCAAUAUGUAUGAUCCGACUAUAUAUAAAGGGUUUUGGGUUUAUGAAAAAUACAUAUAGAGGAUUGGAAUAUGAUGUAUCUCCUUUGUGGGUGUUUGGUUUAUCAAGUGUUUUUAAAGAAA
Molecule: messenger RNA, 830 nt
Organism: Lactuca sativa (garden lettuce)
Lineage: Eukaryota; Viridiplantae; Streptophyta; Magnoliopsida; Asterales; Asteraceae
Product: thioredoxin O2, mitochondrial
Source: RefSeq, a predicted model, not a curated record